Messenger RNA from Motacilla alba alba, 14959 nucleotides. RefSeq names its product mucin-16-like. The coding region runs from base 202 to 14394 and encodes 4730 amino acids. NCBI's taxonomy places the organism in Eukaryota, Metazoa, Chordata, Aves, Passeriformes, Motacillidae. The transcript has 61 exons. The record is from RefSeq and is a predicted model, not a curated record.
GCAGGAGAGGCAACAACUGCGACCACCACGGUCCUUGCCCAAACAACUUCCUCUGCUCCGGGGACAAGACCAGCUUCUGCCACCACUGCUGCUGUUUCACUGAGCUCUACUCUGGAGAUCUCUUCCCCAGCUUUCACCACAACUACACCCACCGGCAGCACAGUUCUUGAGACAACCUCCCAUGGUGCUGGUCUGGCCACAAUGCUCAUUGAGUCCACCACAGCGUCCACCACCACAAAUUCAGAAGGCACCACCUCGGUCUCGCAGUCCACAUCCCGGGCUGAGUCUACGGCUUCAGUCUCUUCAGCUCGGCCACAAACGUCUCCACUUGUGACAACCUCCACAGUCCCGUCGACCACAGGACAACGCUCCAGCCUCAAGACUUCAGCCACCUCUCCAGUCCAAUCCAGCCCUGCUGGAACAUCCCCUGUUGGCUAUGUAUCCAUCCCAGUGACAGAGAUUGGAGCUACGACCCCCACUGGCUUUGCACAAACUCUGUCCUCUGCUCCUGGGACAAGAACCACUUCUGCUCUUCCUCUGACCUCUACUCUGGAGAUCUCUUCCCCAGCUUUCACCACAACUACACCCACUGGCAGCACAGUUCUUGAGACAGCCUCCCCAGGUGCUGGUCUGGCCACAUCACUUGUUAAGUCAACCACAGCAUCCACCACCACAAUUCUGGAAGGCACCACCUCGGUCUCGCAGUCCACAUCCCAGGCUGAGUCUACGGCUUCAGUCUCUUCAGCUCGGCCACAAACGUCUCCACUUGUGACAACAUCCACAAUACUGUUGACGACAGUAGAAAGCUCCAGCCUCAAGACUUCAGCCACCACUCCAGUCCAAUCCGGCCUGGCUGAGACAUCCACUCCUGAGCAGGUCACUGCAGAAGGGGCAGAAACAACAACGGCCUCCGUGGUGCGUGCACAAACAUCAGCCGCUGCUCCGGGGACAAGCCCAACUUCUGCCACCACCCCUUCUCUUCCAACGAGCUCUACUCUGGAGACCAGCUCACCAGCUCUCACCACAACUACAAGAACCACCACACCGUUGGAGACAACCUCUACUGCUGCUGCUACUAUGUCAACUUUGACCACUAAGCCCAGCACUGUUCCCACCUCCUUGGCAACUGAAUUCUCCACCUCGAGUGCACAGGCCACAUUGCCUCCCGAGACUACGGCUCCAGCCGCUUCCACUAGAGCAGACACGUCUCCAUUGGAGACAACCUCCACAGUCCUCUCGACAGCGGAACAAAGCACCAAACCAAAGACUCCUGCCACCACAACAAUGCAGUCCAGCCCGGCUGAGAGUUCCGUGCCUCAGCAGGUCACCACUGCAGCAGGAGAGGCAACAACUGCGACCACCACGGUCCUUGCCCAAACAACUUCCUCUGCUCCGGGGACAAGACCAGCUUCUGCCACCACUGCUGCUGUUUCACUGAGCUCUACUCUGGAGAUCUCUUCCCCAGCUUUCACCACAACUACAACCACCAGCAGCACAGUUCUUGAGACAGCCUCCCAUGGUGCUGGUCUGGCCACAAUGCUCAUUGCGUCCACCACAGCGUCCACCACCACAAAUCCAGAAGGCACCACCUCGGUCUCACAGUCGACAUCCCAGGCUGAGUCUACGGCUUCAGUCUCUUCUGCUCGGCCACAAACGUCUCCACUUGUGACAACAUCCACAAUACUGUCGACGACAGUAGAAAGCUCCAGCCUCAAGACUUCAGCCACCACUCCAGUCCAAUCCGGCCUGGCUGAGACAUCCACUCCUGAGCAGGCCACUACCGAAGGGGCAGAAACAACAACGGCCUCCGUGGUGCGUGCACAAACAUCAGCCGCUGCUCCGGGGACAAGCCCAACUUCUGCCACCACCCCUUCUCUUCCAACGAGCUCUACUCUGGAGACCAGCUCACCAGCUCUCACCACAACUACAAGAACCACCACACCGUUGGAGACAACCUCUACUGCUGCUGCUACUAUGUCAACUUUGACCACUAAGCCCAGCACUGUUCCCACCUCCUUGGCAACUGAAUUCUCCACCUCGAGUGCACAGGCCACAUUGCCUCCCGAGACUACGGCUCCAGCCGCUUCCACUAGAGCAGACACGUCUCCAUUGGAGACAACCUCCACAGUCCUCUCGACAGCGGAACAAAGCACCAAACCAAAGACUCCUGCCACCACAACAAUGCAGUCCAGCCCGGCUGAGAGUUCCGUGCCUCAGCAGGUCACCACUGCAGCAGGAGAGGCAACAACUGCGACCACCACGGUCCUUGCCCAAACAACUUCCUCUGCUCCGGGGACAAGACCAGCUUCUGCCACCACUGCUGCUGUUUCACUGAGCUCUACUCUGGAGAUCUCUUCCCCAGCUUUCACCACAACUACAACCACCGGCAGCACAGUUCUUGACACAACCUCCCAUGGUGCUGGUCUGGCCACAAUGCUCAUUGAGUCCACCACAGCGUCCACCACCACGGUCUGGCAGUCCACAUCCCAGGCUGAGUCUACGGCUUCAGUCUCUUCAGCUCGGCCACAAACGUCUCCACUUGUGACAACCUCCACAGUCCCUUCGACCACAGGACAACGCUCCAGCCUCAAGACUUCAGCCACCUCUCCAGUCCAGUCCAGCCCUGCUGGAACAUCCCCUGUUGGCUAUGUAUCCAUCCCAGUGACAGAGAUUGGAGCUACGACCCCCACUGGCUUUGCACAAACUCUGUCUUCUGCUCCUGGGACAAGAACAACUUUUGCUCUUCCUCUGAGCUCUACUCUGGAGAUCUCUUCCCCAGCUUUCACCACAACUACACCCACCGGCAGCACAGUUCUUGAGACAGCCUCCCCAGGUGCUGGUCUGGCCACAUCACUUGUUAAGUCAACCACAGCAUCCACCACCACAAUUCUGGAAGGCACCACCUCGGUCUCGCAGUCCACAUCCCAGGCUGAGUCUACGGCUUCAGUCUCUUCAGCUCGGCCAGAAACGUCUCCACUUGUGACAACAUCCACAAUACUGUCGACGACUGUAGAAAGCUCCAGCCUCAAGACUUCAGCCACCACUCCAGUCCAAUCCAGCCCUGCUGGAACAUCCCCUGUUGGCUAUGUAUCCAUCCCAGUGACAGAGAUUGGAGCUACGACCCCCACUGGCUUUGCACAAACUCUGUCUUCUGCUCCUGGGACAAGAACAACUUCUGCUCUUCCUCUGAGCUCUACUCUGGAGAUCUCUUCCCCAGCUUUCACCACAACUACACCCACCGGCAGCACAGUUCUUGAGACAGCCUCCCCAGGUGCUGGUCUGGCCACAUCACUUGUUAAGUCAACCACAGCAUCCACCACCACAAUUCUGGAAGGCACCACCUCGGUCUCGCAGUCCACAUCCCAGGCUGAGUCUACGGCUUCAGUCUCUUCAGCUCUGCCAGAAACGUCUCCACUUGUGACAACAUCCACAAUACUGUCGACGACAGUAGAAAGCUCCAGCCUCAAGACUUCAGCCACCACUCCAGUCCAAUCCGGCCUGGCUGAGACAUCCACUCCUGAGCAGGCCACUACCGAAGGGGCAGAAACAACAACGGCCUCCGUGGUGCGUGCACAAACAUCAGCCGCUGCUCCGGGGACAAGCCCAACUUCUGCCACCACCCCUUCUCUUCCAACGAGCUCUACUCUGGAGACCAGCUCACCAGCUCUCACCACAACUACAAGAACCACCACACCGUUGGAGACAACCUCUACUGCUGCUGCUACGUCAACUUUGACCACUAAGCCCAGCACUGUUCCCACCUCCUUGGCAACAGAAUUCUCCACCUCGAGUGCACAGGCCACAUUGCCUCCCGAGACUACGGCUCCAGCCGCUUCCACUAGAGCAGACACGUCUCCAUUGGAGACAACCUCCACAGUCCUCUCGACAGCGGAACAAAGCACCAAACCAAAGACUCCUGCCACCACAACAAUGCAGUCCAGCCCGGCUGAGAGUUCCGUGCCUCAGCAGGUCACCACUGCAGCAGGAGAGGCAACAACUGCGACCACCAUGGUCCUUGCCCAAACAACUUCCUCUGCUCCGGGGACAAGACCAGCUUCUGCCACCACUGCUGCUGUUUCACUGAGCUCUACUCUGGAGAUCUCUUCCCCAGCUUUCACCACAACUACAACCACCGGCAGCACAGUUCUUGACACAACCUCCCAUGGUGCUGGUCUGGCCACAAUGCUCAUUGAGUCCACCACAGCGUCCACCACCACGGUCUGGCAGUCCACAUCCCAGGCUGAGUCUACGGCUUCAGUCUCUUCAGCUCGGCCACAAACGUCUCCACUUGUGACAACCUCCACAGUCCCUUCGACCACAGGACAACGCUCCAGCCUCAAGACUUCAGCCACCUCUCCAGUCCAGUCCAGCCCUGCUGGAACAUCCCCUGUUGGCUAUGUAUCCAUCCCAGUGACAGAGAUUGGAGCUACGACCCCCACUGGCUUUGCACAAACUCUGUCUUCUGCUCCUGGGACAAGAACAACUUCUGCUCUUCCUCUGAGCUCUACUCUGGAGAUCUCUUCCCCAGCUUUCACCACAACUACACCCACCGGCAGCACAGUUCUUGAGACAGCCUCCCCAGGUGCUGGUCUGGCCACAUCACUUGUUAAGUCAACCACAGCAUCCACCACCACAAUGCUGAAAGGCACCACCUCGGUCUCGCAGUCCACAUCCCAGGCUGAGUCUACGGCUUCAGUCUCUUCAGCUCUGCCAGAAACGUCUCCACUUGUGACAACAUCCACAAUACUGUCGACGACAGUAGAAAGCUCCAGCCUCAAGACUUCAGCCACCACUCCAGUCCAAUCCGGCCUGGCUGAGACAUCCACUCCUGAGCAGGCCACUACCGAAGGGGCAGAAACAACAACGGCCAACGUGGUGCGUGCACAAACAUCAGCCGCUGCUCCGGGGACAAGCCCAACUUCUGCCACCACCCCUUCUCUUCCAACGAGCUCUACUCUGGAGACCAGCUCACCAGCUCUCACCACAACUACAAGAACCACCACACCGUUGGAGACAACCUCUACUGCUGCUGCUACUAUGUCAACUUUGACCACUAAGCCCAGCACUGUUCCCACCUCCUUGGCAACAGAAUUCUCCACCUCGAGUGCACAGGCCACAUUGCCUCCCGAGACUACGGCUCCAGCCGCUUCCACUAGAGCAGACACGUCUCCAUUGGAGACAACCUCCACAGUCCUCUCGACAGCGGAACAAAGCACCAAACCAAAGACUCCUGCCACCACAACAAUGCAGUCCAGCCCGGCUGAGAGUUCCGUGCCUCAGCAGGUCACCACUGCAGCAGGAGAGGCAACAACUGCGACCACCACGGUCCUUGCCCAAACAACUUCCUCUGCUCCGGGGACAAGACCAGCUUCUGCCACCACUGCUGCUGUUUCACUGAGCUCUACUCUGGAGAUCUCUUCCCCAGCUUUCACCACAACUACAACCACCAGCAGCACAGUUCUUGAGACAGCCUCCCAUGGUGCUGGUCUGGCCACAAUGCUCAUUGCGUCCACCACAGCGUCCACCACCACAAAUCCAGAAGGCACCACCUCGGUCUCACAGUCCACAUCCCAGGCUGAGUCUACGGCUUCAGUCUCUUCUGCUCGGCCACAAACGUCUCCACUUGUGACAACAUCCACAAUACUGUCGACGACAGUAGAAAGCUCCAGCCUCAAGACUUCAGCCACCACUCCAGUCCAAUCCGGCCUGGCUGAGACAUCCACUCCUGAGCAGGCCACUACCGAAGGGGCAGAAACAACAACGGCCUCCGUGGUGCGUGCACAAACAUCAGCCGCUGCUCCGGGGACAAGCCCAACUUCUGCCACCACCCCUUCUCUUCCAACGAGCUCUACUCUGGAGACCAGCUCACCAGCUCUCACCACAACUACAAGAACCACCACACCGUUGGAGACAACCUCUACUGCUGCUGCUACGUCAACUUUGACCACUAAGCCCAGCACUGUUCCCACCUCCUUGGCAACAGAAUUCUCCACCUCGAGUGCACAGGCCACAUUGCCUCCCGAGACUACGGCUCCAGCCGCUUCCACUAGAGCAGACACGUCUCCAUUGGAGACAACCUCCACAGUCCUCUCGACAGCGGAACAAAGCACCAAACCAAAGACUCCUGCCACCACAACAAUGCAGUCCAGCCCGGCUGAGAGUUCCGUGCCUCAGCAGGUCACCACUGCAGCAGGAGAGGCAACAACUGCGACCACCAUGGUCCUUGCCCAAACAACUUCCUCUGCUCCGGGGACAAGACCAGCUUCUGCCACCACUGCUGCUGUUUCACUGAGCUCUACUCUGGAGAUCUCUUCCCCAGCUUUCACCACAACUACAACCACCGGCAGCACAGUUCUUGACACAACCUCCCAUGGUGCUGGUCUGGCCACAAUGCUCAUUGAGUCCACCACAGCGUCCACCACCACGGUCUGGCAGUCCACAUCCCAGGCUGAGUCUACGGCUUCAGUCUCUUCAGCUCGGCCACAAACGUCUCCACUUGUGACAACCUCCACAGUCCCUUCGACCACAGGACAACGCUCCAGCCUCAAGACUUCAGCCACCUCUCCAGUCCAGUCCAGCCCUGCUGGAACAUCCCCUGUUGGCUAUGUAUCCAUCCCAGUGACAGAGAUUGGAGCUACGACCCCCACUGGCUUUGCACAAACUCUGUCUUCUGCUCCUGGGACAAGAACAACUUCUGCUCUUCCUCUGAGCUCUACUCUGGAGAUCUCUUCCCCAGCUUUCACCACAACUACACCCACCGGCAGCACAGUUCUUGAGACAGCCUCCCCAGGUGCUGGUCUGGCCACAUCACUUGUUAAGUCAACCACAGCAUCCACCACCACAAUGCUGAAAGGCACCACCUCGGUCUCGCAGUCCACAUCCCAGGCUGAGUCUACGGCUUCAGUCUCUUCAGCUCUGCCAGAAACGUCUCCACUUGUGACAACAUCCACAAUACUGUCGACGACAGUAGAAAGCUCCAGCCUCAAGACUUCAGCCACCACUCCAGUCCAAUCCGGCCUGGCUGAGACAUCCACUCCUGAGCAGGCCACUACCGAAGGGGCAGAAACAACAACGGCCUCCGUGGUGCGUGCACAAACAUCAGCCGCUGCUCCGGGGACAAGCCCAACUUCUGCCACCACCCCUUCUCUUCCAACGAGCUCUACUCUGGAGACCAGCUCACCAGCUCUCACCACAACUACAAGAACCACCACACCGUUGGAGACAACCUCUACUGCUGCUGCUACGUCAACUUUGACCACUAAGCCCAGCACUGUUCCCACCUCCUUGGCAACAGAAUUCUCCACCUCGAGUGCACAGGCCACAUUGCCUCCCGAGACUACGGCUCCAGCCGCUUCCACUAGAGCAGACACGUCUCCAUUGGAGACAACCUCCACAGUCCUCUCGACAGCGGAACAAAGCACCAAACCAAAGACUCCUGCCACCACAACAAUGCAGUCCAGCCCGGCUGAGAGUUCCGUGCCUCAGCAGGUCACCACUGCAGCAGGAGAGGCAACAACUGCGACCACCACGGUCCUUGCCCAAACAACUUCCUCUGCUCCGGGGACAAGACCAGCUUCUGCCACCACUGCUGCUGUUUCACUGAGCUCUACUCUGGAGAUCUCUUCCCCAGCUUUCACCACAACUACAACCACCGGCAGCACAGUUCUUGACACAACCUCCCAUGGUGCUGGUCUGGCCACAAUGCUCAUUGAGUCCACCACAGCGUCCACCACCACAAAUCCAGAAGGCACCACCUCGGCUGUACAGACCAGGGCUGAGACUGUGUUCACGGGUUCAGUCUCUUCAGCUCGGCCAGAGACCUCUCUUCUUGUGACAAGCUCUAAGCUACUUCCUUCCAGAGCAGAAAGUUUGAGUACAUCUCCUGCAGAGAUGACUUCCCAUGUACUUUUUUCUACUUUCGGUCCAUUUACUUCACAGACCUCUCAACCUUCUUCUCUUGGUCUCACCAGCACAAUGCAUUUGGAAACAACAGCAUUUCCUCCUACUAGUCUUGGCGUCAAACCUGCUCCCACCCAGCCACCAACAAGGACAGCUGCUGCCCUGGAGCGUUUCACCGUCAACUUCACCAUCACCAACCUCCCCUACACUUCUGACCUGGAGAAUCCGGACUCGGCCAAGUUCAGAGCUACACAAAGGGUUAUGAACACCCUGCUGGACCGCCUGUUGAAGGAAAGCAGUAUUGGCCCUGUAUUCCAAGGAUGUGAGACAAAAGGCUUCAGGCCGGGCAGUCACAGGGACGAGACCCGGGUGGACGCCGUGUGCACCUACAGCAAGGAGGCCUCGGCUGCGCCUUUGGACAGGGUGGGGCUGUACCACCAAGUGAGCAACAAGACCAGAGGCAUCAGCCAGCUGGGCCCCUACAGCCUGGACAAGGACAGCCUCUACGUCAACGGCUACAACGAGCAGCCAGUGCUGACCACUCCCACCCAGCCACCAACAACGACAGCUGCUGCCCUGGAGCGUUUCACCGUCAACUUCACCAUCACCAACCUCCCCUACACUUCUGACCUGGAGAAUCCUGACUCGGCCAAGUUCAGAGCUACACAAAGGGUUAUGAACACCCUGCUGGACCGCCUGCUGAAGGAAAGCAGCAUUGGCCCUGUUUUCCAAGGAUGUGAAACAACAGGCUUCAGGCCGGGCAGUCACAGGGACGAGACCCGGGUGGAUGCCGUGUGCACCUACAGCAAGGAGGCCUCGGCUGCGCCUUUGGACAGGGUGGGGCUGUACCACCAAGUGAGCAACAAGACCAGAGGCAUCAGCCAGCUGGGCCCCUACAGCCUGGACAAGGACAGCCUCUACGUCAACGGCUACAACGAGCAGCCUGUGCUGACCACUCCCACCCAGCCACCAACAACGACAGCUGCUGCCCUGGAGCGUUUCACCGUCAACUUCACCAUCACCAACCUCCCCUACACUUCUGACCUGGAGAAUCCUGACUCGGCCAAGUUCAGAGCUACACAAAGGGUUAUGAACACCCUGCUGGACCGCCUGUUGAAGGAAAGCAGUAUUGGCCCUGUAUUCCAAGGAUGUGAGACAAAAGGCUUCAGGCCGGGCAGUCACAGGGACGAGACCCGGGUGGACGCCGUGUGCACCUACAGCAAGGAGGCCUCGGCUGCGCCUUUGGACAGGGUGGGGCUGUACCACCAAGUGAGCAACAAGACCAGAGGCAACAGCCAGCUGGGCCCCUACAGCCUGGACAAGGACAGCCUCUACGUAAACGGCUACAACGAGCAGCCAGUGCUGACCACUCCCACCCAGCCACCAACAACGACACCUACUGCCCUGGAGCGUUUCACCGUCAACUUCACCAUCACCAACCUCCCCUACACUUCUGACCUGGAGAAUCCUGACUCAGCCAAGUUCAGAGCUACACAAAGGGUUAUGAACACCCUGCUGGACCGCCUGCUGAAGGAAAGCAGCAUUGGCCCUGUUUUCCAAGGAUGUGAAACAACAGGCUUCAGGCCGGGCAGUCACAGGGACGAGACCCGGGUGGACGCCGUGUGCACCUACAGCAAGGAGGCCUCGGCUGCGCCUUUGGACAGGGUGGGGCUGUACCACCAAGUGAGCAACAAGACCAGAGGCAUCAGCCAGCUGGGCCCCUACAGCCUGGACAGGGACAGCCUCUACGUCAACGGCUACAACGAGCAGCCUGUGCUGACCACUCCCACCCAGCCACCAACAACGACAGCUGCUGCCCUGGAGCGUUUCACCGUCAACUUCACCAUCACCAACCUCCCCUACACUUCUGACCUGGAGAAUCCUGACUCGGCCAAGUUCAGAGCUACACAAAGGGUUAUGAACACCCUGCUGGACCGCCUGUUGAAGGAAAGCAGCAUUGGCCCUGUUUUCCAAGGAUGUGAAACAACAGGCUUCAGGCCGGGCAGUCACAGGGACGAGACCCGGGUGGACGCCGUGUGCACCUACAGCAAGGAGGCCUCGGCUGCGCCUUUGGACAGGGUGGGGCUGUACCACCAAGUGAGCAACAAGACCAGAGGCAUCAGCCAGCUGGGCCCCUACAGCCUGGACAAGGACAGCCUCUACGUCAACGGCUACAACGAGCAGCCAGUGCUGACCACUCCCACCCAGCCACCAACAACGACAGCUGCUGCCCUGGAGCGUUUCACCGUCAACUUCACCAUCACCAACCUCCCCUACACUUCUGACCUGGAGAAUCCUGACUCGGCCAAGUUCAGAGCUACACAAAGGGUUAUGAACACCCUGCUGGACCGCCUGUUGAAGGAAAGCAGCAUUGGCCCUGUUUUCCAAGGAUGUGAAACAACAGGCUUCAGGCCGGGCAGUCACAGGGACGAGACCCGGGUGGACGCCGUGUGCACCUACAGCAAGGAGGCCUCGGCUGCGCCUUUGGACAGGGUGGGGCUGUACCACCAAGUGAGCAACAAGACCAGAGGCAUCAGCCAGCUGGGCCCCUACAGCCUGGACAAGGACAGCCUCUACGUCAACGGCUACAACGAGCAGCCAGUGCUGACCACUCCCACCCAGCCACCAACAACGACAGCUGCUGCCCUGGAGCGUUUCACCGUCAACUUCACCAUCACCAACCUCCCCUACACUUCUGACCUGGAGAAUCCUGACUCGGCCAAGUUCAGAGCUACACAAAGGGUUAUGAACACCCUGCUGGACCGCCUGCUGAAGGAAAGCAGCAUUGGCCCUGUUUUCCAAGGAUGUGAAACAACAGACUUCAGGCCGGGCAGUCACAGGGACGAGACCCGGGUGGACGCCAUGUGCACCUACAGCAAGGAGGCCUCGGCUGCGCCUUUGGACAGGGUGGGGCUGUACCACCAAGUGAGCAACAAGACCAGAGGCAUCAGCCAGCUGGGCCCCUACAGCCUGGACAAGGACAGCCUCUACGUCAACGGCUACAACGAGCAGCCAGUGCUGACCACUCCCUCCCACCCACCAACAACGACAGCUGCUGCCCUUGAGCAUUUCACCGUCAACUUCACCAUCACCAACCUCCCCUACACUUCUGACCUGGAGAAUCCUGACACAGCACGGUUCAGAGCUACUCGAAGGGUUAUGAACAUGAUGCUGGACCGCCUGUUGAAGGAAAGCAGCAUUGGCCCUGUUUUCCAAGGAUGUGAAACAACAGACUUCAGGCCGGGCAGUCACAGGGACGAGACCCGGGUGGACGCCGUGUGCACCUACAGCAAGGAGGCCUCGGCUGCGCCUUUGGACAGGGUGGGGCUGUACCACCAAGUGAGCAACAAGACCAGAGGCAUCAGCCAGCUGGGCCCCUACAGCCUGGACAAGGACAGCCUCUACGUCAACGGCUACAACGAGCAGCCAGUGCUGAUCACUCCCACCCAGUCACCAACAACGACAGCUGCUGCCCUGGAGCGUUUCACCGUCAACUUCACCAUCACCAACCUCCCCUACACUUCGGACCUGGAGAAUCCUGACACAGCACGGUUCAGAGCUACUCGAAGGGUUAUGAACAUGAUGCUGGACCGCCUGUUGAAGGAAAGCAGCAUUGGCCCUGUUUUCCAAGGAUGUGAAACAACAGACUUCAGGCCGGGCAGUCACAGGGACGAGACCCGGGUGGACGCCGUGUGCACCUACAGCAAGGAGGCCUCGGCUGCGCCUUUGGACAGGGUGGGGCUGUACCACCAAGUGAGCAACAAGACCAGAGGCAUCAGCCAGCUGGGCCCCUACAGCCUGGACAAGGACAGCCUCUACAUCAACGGCUACAACGAGCAGCCAGUGCUGACCACUCCCACCCAUCCAACACCAACGACAGGGGCUGCUCCUGAGCGUUUCACCAUCAACUUCACCAUCACCAACCUCCCCUACACUUCUGACCUGGAGAAUCCUGACUCGGCCAAGUUCAGAGCUACACGAAGGGUUAUGAACACCCUGUUGGACCGCCUGUUGAAGCAAAGCAGCAUUGGCCCUGUUUUCCAAGGAUGUGAAACAACAGACUUGAGGCCGGGCAGUCACAGGGACGAGACCCGGGUGGACGCCGUGUGCACCUACAGCAAGGAGGCCUCGGCUGCGCCUUUGGACAGGGUGGGGCUGUACCACCAAGUGAGCAACAAGACCAGAGGCAUCAGCCAGCUGGGCCCCUACAGCCUGGACAAGGAUAGCCUCUACGUCAAUGGUCACCAUGAAGUGCAGCCUGAGCUAUCUGCUGAUCAAAGCACCCAACCUCUGGCACCAGCAGUAAAGAACUUUACCCUGAACUUCACGAUAACCAACCUCCAGUUUACUGCAGACCUGCAGAAACCCAGUUCCAGGAGAUUCAAGUCAACAGAAAAAGUCAUGUACCACUAUGUUGAUCCUUUACUCCAAAGGAGCAGCAUUGGCCCAGCUUACAUUGGCUGCAAAGUAAUGGCAUUCAGGUCCACGAAGAACAGGGAUGACACAGGAGUAGAUGCCAUGUGUAGCUGUAGGGAUGAGCCUUCAGAUCCCAAAUUCAACAGCACAACUGUUUACCGUGAGCUGAGCAAAAUGACCAAUGGCAUCACCAAGCUGGGACACUACAGCCUCAACAGCCAGAGCCUCUAUGUCAAUGGUUACAAUGAACCUCCUUACAGUCCACCCUCAGUAAAAUCAGCCACCACACAAAGCCCAGGAGCAACCACAGAGCACUUCACCCUGAACUUCACCAUAACCAACCUCAUGUUCACCACAGACCUGCAGACACCAAAUUCCCGCAAAUUCCGGUCCGCUGAGAAAAUCAUGAAACGCUACACUGACUCCCUGCUUCAGAAGAGCAGCAUUGGCCCCCAUUUCACUGGCUGCAAAGUGACCGGAUUCAGGCCUGGGAAGAACAGGGAUAGCACAGGAGUGGACACUCUCUGCAGCUAUGGAAAGGGCUCCCGGGUGCCCAAGUUUAAUCCAGCUGAGGUUUAUCAAGAGCUGAAGAGAAUGACAAGUGGCGUCACCCAGCUGGGAAUCUACAGCCUGGACAACAAGAGCCUCUAUGUCAAUGGUUACAACGAACCCCUUGAGAGAUCCUCCCGGAGCCCCACAGCUGCACCAAAACCAACAUCCAGGAAUUUCACUCUUAACUUCACCUUGACCAACCUCCGCUACACUGCAGAUCUGGAUGCCCCAAAUUCCCGAAGAUUCCUUUCCACAGUGAAAGUGAUGAACCACUAUCUUGACCCUCUUUUCAAGAGAAGCAGCAUAAGCUCUGCCUACACAGGAUGUAAAGCCAUGAGAUUCAGGUCUGGAAGCCACAGAGAUGACACAAAAGUGGAUGCUGUGUGCAGCUACAAGGACAGUGCCAGCCUGGCCAGGUUUGACAGAGAAAAGCUUUACCAGGAGCUGAGCACCAUGACAAACAAUGUCACCAAACUGGGCCACUACAGCCUGGACAGGAGCAGCCUGUAUGUCGAUGAUUUCACCCUCACAGACACAGCUGCCGCCAAAAAACCUCUCCUGACUGCAGUCAAAGUGGGCUACAGACUGAGCUUUAGAAUAGUCAAUGAAAAUCUCACCAACCCUGACUCCCAGUCUCCAGAAUACAGAGCAGCAGUAGAAAGCAUCACCAAUAAGAUGAACCACUUGUACCGUCAGAGCGACCUGAGGGAGCAGUUCCUGACCUGCAGGAUCACCGGGCUGAGGCCUGGAUCCAUAGUGGUUGACUGCCAGUGCUUCUUCCAGCCCGACCCCAAAAUCAACAGGGCCGUGGUGGAAAGGACUUUCCAGGACAGGACCUCCAACAGCACUGGGCUGUGGCUGGGGAGCAGCUACCGACUGCAGGAAUUCUCAGUGGACACCUUGGAACUCUCAGUUGAGGCAGCAACUCACAAGACACCCCUGGAGUCUGGCAAAGAAAACUUUGGAAUAAAUUUCCGAAUCACCAACCUUCCCUACUCGCCUGAACUGCAGGACUCCAGCUCCCAGAUGUACCAAGAGAACAAAGAGAAGAUUGAGAAAGAGCUCGAGGUAUUCAGGAGCAGCCACCUGAAGGACCAAUUUGCUGGCUGCACUGUGGAGAGCUUUGGGCCUGUCCAUGGCAAAGGACACACAGAGGUUGCCUCAACCUGCAAGUUCACCCUGGAUCCCCUCUCAGGGACUUUACAAGAGCAGGAGGUGUUUGAGGAGCUGAAACUCCUGACCCAGGGCUUCACCAGGCUGGGCCCCAGCUACGAGCUGGAGGAGCAGAGUCUGGUGGUGGAAGGUUACUCUCCACUCAAGACAGAGGAACCAGAGUCCAAAAAAACUGAGCUUCAGUUCUGGGCCAUCAUCCUCAUCUGCCUUUUCACCCUGCUGGGCUUCGUCCUCCUCCUCUUGUUGUGCUUCCUGGUGCUCUCCUGCCUGAGGAGAAAGUCCCACCUGUACCAGGUGCAGCAGGGCCUGUAUGGGUUGUACUUCCCUCACCCGAGCCCCGGGAAGGUUCACUGACACCUCAGCUUGGUCUUCCCAGACCUUUUCGUCCACUGAUGAAGGAAAAAUAGCUAUAAAACCUAGAAAAUAUUUCUUUUAUAAAUUAUUUCAGCGUUUUCUCUUGCCUUGAGACAAAUCUUUGCACUAUUGCCAUGAUUCUUUUCAUACUCCAGGAAACUGCCAACAGUGCAGGUGCUGAGAAAAAUAUUUUUUUAAGCACUGCAGUGUUUUAUAGAAAUAUAAAUUUUAUAUAAAUAUUACACAACCAAAGGAAAAUAAAAACUACCAGGAGCUGCAGUUUGCAAAGCCCUUCAGUGUUAACGUCAGCUUUCUGAAAAUAAUUAUACUAAUUUAGAGAUUUUUUGGGGACUGACUGUUGUAGACUUAGCAACCCCACCUAGAUUUUAGCUUUUUCACCACUGAGCUUGAAAAAUGUAAAUACCUUAAGUUAAUUCAAAUAUUUAAUCUAUUUAUAAUUAUGACAUUAUGAUGUAAAGAGACCUUGUUAAAUCUGAGUGUGACACAGCCAGGCUGUGUUUUUUGAGAUUGCUGCCAAUUUCAGUUCAAUAAAUGCCACAUUUUA